AUGGGGCGUUUGCUUCAAAAGCCAUACAGGAACUAUUUUUAUGUACUUGUGAUAGUAAUCUCUGUAACAGAUGCCUCAAACGGUAUUUAAAAUAUGCGAGAAUUCUUUGGCAAGUGCUUACGAGUUACGAUGUUUUUUGACUUGUACUUAGUUAUCUAAAUAUUGAUUUUUUUUUCUUUCUUCCCCCAAAUUCCAUAACCAAAAGUCGUCGAUGUGCGUGGAAAAAUUCUCAGCCGCAAUAGAGGACUGGCUUAUGCCAAGUUCAAAGCUCACAAAUUUUCCUACCUAAACAUCACUGGCAUUGGUUCAAGUUAUGUUCCCGAUGGCGUUGAGUGUGGACUUGCUUGUGUCAGCAUACCUUCAUGCUUCUCCUUCAACCUGGCUGCAUUUCAUGACAUCAUUGGUAAACUGCUGUGUGAAUUACUUCCAUCAGACAUGUACAACAACUCGGACAAGUUUGCCGCCAGUCACAGUCACCAUCACUUCAGUGUCACAGUAAGUUAAAAAUCUCAACGUAGUUUACAAUUUCAACAACAUUUAAAUAAGGAAAAAUGAGACAGGAAACACGAAAAGGGAGUAUCUGAGUUCUAUUUCCACAGAGUUCUUGGAGACAUAUCAUUUAAUAGAAGCACUGUUCUUAUUCCGGCUGUAAAAAUGCUUCACGAAAUGACUUGAGCACCCAUCAAUUUACCCAUAGAGGAUUUAUUGAAUCUUUCUGAACAUAAGCUUGCGAGGAGGUACAGUUAAUUCAAGUAGAGGAACGGAUUGUGAUGAAUUACUGAAUAAGCCUCUAAGCUAUCAGCCUUGACACAUCUUAAAUCAGGUUUUGAAUUAAUUUUCUCCUAGCGAAAUUAAGUUGUAGUUCUCACGUGACUGUCAGGUUGCAUUUCUGUAUGACUCAAAAAUCGGGGUUACUGGUAUAUUAGUUAUUUCAUUCCAAAAAUAAUAGAUUUAAUUUGAGCCACACAAAAAAAAAGAAGCCAGAAAAAAGAGGAGUUUAAACUUCAAUCCUCCUUGUCCCUAAGUUGUGAUCGGAAGGUGUGCCGUGUUUCGUUUGUCUCUUUAGUCUCCUUGCAUCAGUUGGCCUUGUCAAAACACAGGAACUUGUGCUUCGCAGUACGAGGAAAACAACUACGUGUGUCUUUGUGCGAAAGGAUACAAAGGGAAACACUGUGAAAUCGGUACGAAAUUAAACCGUUAAUUAAACUGGCUUAAAGAACUCUUCACCUGUAAGGUUUCCUGCCAACAGUUUAAUUAAUACUACCGUUUCAUUACCUUGAAAAGGAAUCAAUUCGUAAAUUAUAAUUAUCUGAAGACGAAUUUUCAAACCUCUAUCUGCAAACAAGUGCCGAUAAAAUUGAAACGCUUGAAAGAUACUAUUUCAUUGUUUUGGUUCGUUUGUUUUUUUUUUUUUUUUCGUUUUAUAUUUUUUGCUGCAUUAUUAAUAAAUUGGACGCAUUUUACGUAUAUUUUGAACAAUUUUUCGCUAAAGCCCUGGGCUUUUCAAGUAUUUCGUUAGCUGAAACUUAUCAAGGAUAUAAUUAUUCUUUUCUCUAAUUUAUAGAUUUCUCUUAGUGUUCAUUAAGUUGUCAAAAGUGUAUUUUUGUCAUUCAUUUCUAGAAAUUGAUGAAUGCUCUCAGGGCUCGCACACUUGCGAUGUCAAUGCUUAUUGUAACAACACUGUGGGAUCCUACAGAUGCACUUGUAAGCCACACUAUUAUGGAAACGGAGAAAUCUGUUAACCUUUUGGUAAGCUUUGAAUUAUAAAGUUAUGCUUGGUAAUAGAGCGGUAAAUUCGUUCGCUCAACUCAGUUAAUUUCUUCAUGUGCAAUACAAAAUAGUUCGGAGAAUUUGCCAAUAUCCUUGAUGAUAAGAGAUGCGGAACGACCCAUUUUGAAUCAGUUGCGGAUCGAGGUUCUAAAAUGAGCUGCCUAAUUUACUUAAUUCCUUGGUAGGCGCAUCAAAUCUGCGAGAGAAAAAAGUACACCAGAGAAAUUCUCUACACUUAGUCAAAGGACAGAGAUAAAGCAACCAAACAAACGCGUUCAUGUGUGGGCUGUUUUUUUUUCACAUCUUAAAGUGGAUGUUGCCAUUGCAUCUUUAUAAGCUUGGUACCCUGUUCCUUUUGGCAUCUUUGAAGUAUUUCAUUGCUUAGUUACAAGUCACACCCACCUAGCUAGCCUUGUCUAAGUCGAGGUGAUUCCUCAGAAAAAAAAAGUUAUCGAACAUUUUUUUUAAUCGAUGUCUGUUUUGAAAAAUACAAUGAAAAAGAUUGGUCACCGUGCUAGUUUAAGUGAUAUGAUGGGCCAAACUUAUCCCAUUUAUGCCUGUACUGGCACCAAUUACGGGGUUUUUUCAUCCCUUCACAGAGCAUUUUGCGGUAGCUGGAGGCAAGGGAUUUUAAAGUAACACUUGAAACAAACAUGAUAGGUAGAAAGUAUCGCGAGUAUGAAAUAAUUUGAUGUAUACUUUGUGGAAAAAUCACGCAAUUUUAAACGACAUUGACUUAAAACGUUCCUCGAGUCGUUGCUCUCUAGGUCAUAAUUUGCAUCCCCGAGUAACGGGCUUCAUGCAAGCUUUUAGCUACAUCUUUUCUUUCCCUUCGACGAUUUUUAAAAUUUCUUCAACUUAAAGGGGAUAAUUUGUUCUCCAAAAUUAUGCAAUGCAAAAUAUAGGUGACCGUGCUCGUUCAAGAGCUAAAGACCAUCGUACUUCUUUACCCGGUCAAUGGAUUGAAAAACGAUACCGUGUUCUCGGAAUGCGCGCGCGCUCAUUCCCCUGAUUACUCGAUUUUUCUACACAAUACGGGAUGCGCGGUACAAAAUUGAGGAAUUACCUUAAGGUAAAAGGAAAGUUGUCAUCCAGCAUUACGACUAUCUUAUAGCCAUCGAUUUCCAUUGACGUAAGUGAUAAACUGAAGAUCCUAAUUAUUUUUCACUGUCGAAUAGCUCUGAAUGCAUCCGCCAUUCUCAGGAAACUUGACUACAACAAGUACCUGGGAAUAUUGAGGUCUUAUUUGAGUCCAGUUCUCAUGGAUUUAGACCACAGUGUAUUCGUGAGAUGCUGGCAUGCCAAGACAGACGGAUGGGCGGCAGCGACAUUUCACAACAACUGCGAUGGAAAGGGACCCACAGUGACAAUCAUCCAGGUUAACUCUCACAUAUUUGGUGGAUAUACUAAUGUACCAUGGAGUGGUAAGUAUUGAAAGUAAAUUUAAAUAUUUCCUCAUAAGGAUGAGCAGUAGGUCAGUUGUUUCCACGACGACUGCCAGAGCAAAUAAAGAUAAAUUCAUACCUGCAAGAUAAAAUAACCAAGAACGUUUCAAACACUGGUCAGUUUUAGAUUUUCACAUAUUUUAUUUGAUUAUUUGAUUUUCCUACUAUUUACAGAUAAAUUUUUAUAAUUCUCUUUUUUUUUUAACCAUUAAAUCAACUCUUUAGACAAUCUUUUCCAACUACAGUGAAAAUGAACAUCAAACACUGAGAUUCUGCUAAUAUGAGCGGGUGAUGAUGUAGAAUUUCACUUGUAUCAUUUCGGAUUUACUGUUUAUCCAGUCGCAUGAGCAGAGCUUUAAAAAGCUGUCGUGAACCUUUUCCCUUAAUCCUCAUGACAAAUUUUAAUGCUGUUUUUUAUCGACUUAAAUUCAAUAUUUAUGGUUUACCAACAGGGAACCCGUGCCGUUACGUUUCAGGCAACAAGUCCUAUAUCUACUCGCUUCACAAUAUCAAUGGAUAUUCACCGGUGAAACUCACUCAAAGUGGUUAUUCCAAUCUUAUCAUGUAG
Messenger RNA from Pocillopora meandrina, 3783 nucleotides. Lineage: Eukaryota; Metazoa; Cnidaria; Anthozoa; Scleractinia; Pocilloporidae. The record is from the annotation of a GenBank genome assembly.